Molecule: messenger RNA, 3901 nt
Organism: Saimiri boliviensis boliviensis (Bolivian squirrel monkey)
Lineage: Eukaryota; Metazoa; Chordata; Mammalia; Primates; Cebidae
Gene: ERAP2
Product: endoplasmic reticulum aminopeptidase 2
Biological process (GO): peptide catabolic process; proteolysis
Cellular component (GO): membrane; cytoplasm
Molecular function (GO): metalloaminopeptidase activity; peptide binding; zinc ion binding
Source: RefSeq, a predicted model, not a curated record
UUUUUGGAAUAAAGCUCUUAUCCUAAGCUCCAUUCACACCAGCGUGAUAAUGAACCAGCUAGCACUGUAAUCAGGAAGCAUGCAAAGUUCUGAAGCUUAGAACAGAAAGUGAAAGCAAACAUAAAUUCCCCUUCAGUCAAAUCUGCGGCAGCAUGAUUUAAGAUUAAAUUCAUGUAUUGAAAAUAUUAUUCAGAUCCCAUGGGACAUAACUGGAGCCAGUGCAGUGCUAUGAAGAACUAGGAGAUUAGCCUGGAUAUUAACUUGUCAUAUAGAGAAUAGAUUUCAAGUUCCGUUAUUCUGCAAUGGUUAUUUCACGCAAAACACCAAGGUUUAAUAUUCACACAGGAUUUUACUGCUUAGUAGCCAUCUUGCCCCAAAUAUCCAUUUGUUCUAUGAGUUAUCACUUCACUGAGGACCCUGGGGCUUUCCCAGUGGCUGCCAAUGGGGAACCAUUUCCUUGGCAGGAGCUAAGGCUCCCCAACGUGGUCAUUCCCCUCCAUUAUGACCUCUUUGUCCAUCCCAAUCUCACCUCUCUGGACUUUGUUGCAUCUGAGAAGAUUGAGGUCUUGGUCAGCAAUGCUACCCAGUUUAUCAUCUUGCACAGCAAAGAUCUUGAAAUCACGUAUGCCACCCUUCAGUCAGAGGAAGAUUCAAGAUACAUGAAACCAGGAAGAGAGCUGAAAGUUUUGAGUUAUCCUCCUCAUCAACAAAUUGCACUGCUGGUUCCAGAGAAACUUACACCUCACCUGAAAUACUAUGUGGCUAUUGACUUCCAAGCCAAGUUAGCUGAUGGCUUUGAAGGGUUUUAUAAAAGCACAUACAGAACUAUUGGUGGUGAAACAAGAAUACUUGCGGUAACAGAUUUUGAGCCAACCCAGGCACGCAUGGCUUUCCCUUGCUUUGAUGAACCAUUGUUCAAAGCCAACUUUUCCAUCAAGAUCCGAAGAGAGAGCAGGCACAUCGCGCUAUCCAACAUGCCAAAGGUUAAGACAAUUGAGCUUGAAGGAGGCCUUUUGGAAGAUCACUUUGAAACGACUGUAAAAAUGAGUACGUACCUUGUAGCCUACAUUGUUUGUGAUUUCCACUCUGUAAGUGGCACUACCUCAUCAGGAGUCAAGGUGUCCAUCUACGCGUCCCCAGACAAAUGGAAUCAAACACAUUAUGCUUUGCAGGCAUCACUGAAGCUACUUGAUUUUUAUGAAAAGUACUUUGAUAUCAACUAUCCACUCCCCAAACUGGAUUUAAUUGCUAUUCCUGACUUUGGAUCUGGAGCCAUGGAAAACUGGGGCCUCAUUACAUAUAAGGAGACAUCACUGCUUUUUGAUCCCAAGGCCUCUUCUGCUUCUGAUAAGCUGUGGGUCACCAGAGUCAUAGCCCAUGAAUUGGCGCACCAGUGGUUUGGCAACCUGGUCACAAUGGAAUGGUGGAAUGAUAUUUGGCUUAAUGAGGGUUUUGCAAAAUACAUGGAACUUAUCGCUGUUAAUGCUACAUAUCCAGAGCUGCAAUUUGAUGACUACUUUUCAAAUGUGUGUUUUGAAGUAAUUACAAGAGAUUCAUUGAAUUCAUCCCGCCCUGUCUCCAAACCAGCAGAAACCCCGACUCAAAUACAGGAAAUGUUUGAUGAAGUUUCCUAUAACAAGGGAGCUUGUAUUUUGAAUAUGCUCAAGGAUUUUCUGACUGAGGAAAAAUUCCAGAAAGGAAUAAUUCACUACUUAAAGAAGUUCAGCUAUAGAAAUGCUAAGAAUGAUGAUUUGUGGAGCAGUCUGUCCAAUAGUUGUUUAGAAAGUGAUUUUACAUCUGGUGGAGUUUGUCAUUCCAAUUCCAAGAUGACAAGUAACAUGCUCACCUUUCUGGGGGAAGAUGUGGAGGUCAAAGAGAUGAUGACUACGUGGACUCUCCAGAAAGGUAUCCCACUCCUGGUGGUUAAACAAGACGGGCGUUCACUCCGACUGCAACAGGAACGCUUCCUCAAGGGGGUUUUCCAAGAGGACCCUGAAUGGAGGGUUCUGCAGGAAAGGUACCUGUGGCAUAUCCCAUUGACCUACUCCACGAGUUCCUCUAAUGUGAUCCACAGACACAUUCUAAAAUCAAAGACAGAUAUUCUGGAUUUACCUGAAAAGACCAGUUGGGUGAAAUUUAAUGUGGACUCAAAUGGCUACUACAUCGUUCACUAUGAGGGUCAUGGAUGGGACCAACUUAUUACACAGCUGAAUCGGAACCACACACUUCUCAGACCUAAGGACAGAAUAGGUCUGAUUCAUGAUGUGUUUCAGCUAGUUGGUGCAGGGAGACUGACCCUAGACAAAGCUCUUGACAUGACUCGCUACCUCCAACGUGAAACAAGCAGCCCUGCGCUUCUCCAAGGUCUGAGUUACUUAGAAUUGCUUUACCGCAUGAUGGACAGAAGCAAUAUUUCAGAUGUCUCUGAAAACCUCAAGCGUUACCUUCUUCAGUAUUUUAAGCCAUUGAUUGACAGGCAAAGCUGGAAUGACGAGGGCUCAGUCUGGGAUAGGAUGCUCCGCUCUGCUCUCUUGAAGCUGGCCUGUGACCUGAACCAUGCUCCUUGCAUCCAGAAAGCUGCUGAACUCUUCUCUCAGUGGAUGGAAUCCAGCGGAAAAUUAAAUAUACCAACAGAUGUUUUAAAAAUUGUGUAUUCUGUGGGUGCUCAGACGACAGAAGGAUGGAAUUACCUUUUAGAGCAAUACAAACUGUCGAUGUCAAGUGCUGAAAAAAACAAAAUUCUGUAUGGUUUGUCAACGAACAAGCAUCAGGAAAAGUUACUGAAUUUACUUGAACUAGGAAUGGAAGGAAAGGUUAUCAAGACACAGGACUUGGCACCUCUACUUCAUGCCAUUGCCAGAAAUCCAAAGGGGCAGCAAUUAGCAUGGGAUUUUGUGAGAGAAAACUGGACCCAUCUUCUGAAAAAAUUUGACUUGGGCUCAUUUGACAUAAGGAUAAUCAUCUCUGGCACAACAUCUCACUUUUCCUGCAGGGAUAAAUUACAAGAGGUUAAACUAUUUUUUGAAUCUCUUGAGUCUCAAGGAUCACAUCUAGAUAUUUUUCAAAUUGUUCUGGAAACCAUAACCAAAAAUAUAAAAUGGCUGGAGAAGAAUCUUCCCACUCUGAGGACUUGGCUACUUAAAUAGUACUUUAAAAUACUCAAUAGAAAGAGCACAUCAGACGUGACUGCCUACAUAAAGUCAAACAGAGUAACAGCAGCAAAGAUCAAGUCAAGAGCUAUGGAUAGUUUGUCUAACCAAUAAGAAGUCUCAAGAAAUCAGCCAGUGCAGCUGCCUGCUCUCAGCUAUCAUAUCCAGCCGAAAGGUGCAUGACGAUGGAGUGGUGGGGGAAGGGCAGUUUGUAUCCUAUUUAAAAGUAAACUUCCUGAAUAAUGGAUAUAUGUGGAGAUACAGACAUAGAUAUAUAGAUAUACCUGUAAUUGUUUUGCCUCAAAUGACGUUCUCCAUUGCUUCACGCUAUGCCACUAUUUUGCUGCUUUAAUUAUUUUUAACAUUGCUUAAUAUCCUGUAGUUUACCAAACCAGUUUUUCAUACAAGGAAAAUUAGCCAAUACAUAAAAGAAAAAUCUAUCUUUCAUUUGUAUCCCUUUAUCCCCUCACUCUCCCUCAUCUUCAACUCAACCUGAACUAAACAGUUUAUUUAAUUUUCACCAUUCAUGGAAAAUCUGAUACAAACUAUGAAAGGACAAGGAUCAGGAAACCAGAGACUUCGUCACCAAAUCUCAGAUUAAUAGAAACUAGAUGUCAGGGUUUAUCAAGGAGGCCAGGAAGGCCUUUUGGUUUCAAGCCUUACAUUCAUGAAGAACCCCAAGAGCAGAUUUUUGAGAACAUUCCAAAUGAAGUUGAAUCUGCCCUCACAGAGAUACAAGAGGGAAAGGAAUA